AUGCCGCCUUUCCUGCGACUCCUUAGCGGGCAAGUGGUCUGCCUUCGGAGCGGAGCACCCAACUCCCAGCUCCCAACUCCCAGCUCCCAGCUCCAGUUCAGGUUGCGUCAUCCGCUUUUGGGGGCGCUCUCCAAGCUGCGUCUAGGAGAAUUGCUGUUUCACCUCAGCCGCGAUACAUACUUCACAAAUUGGUGCUGCUUGGCCCGCUUUGUUGACUGUGUGUCCGUCCGAAGCUCAGAUCGAAAUCUAGUCAAGAUCUGUCGCUGUCCGCUCGUCCGCCUGUCCGCCGGUCCACUGUCCGUUCGAGAGCACCAGUACGAUAUAAAAGUAACGCAUUGCACGCAAUCCACUUACAGUUGCAAUUCUCCCUCCAAGCCAAGUGAUUCGUGAUCCAGCGCAAGCAUGAAACUUCUGAUCCUCACCACUUUGCUGGCUGCCGCCAAUGCUGCUCCCGGACUUCUGGACUACGGACACUCGGCUCCGGACCUAAGCUACGCCCAUGCUGCUCCUGCCAUCACCUAUGCGGCCGCAGCUCCAGUGAUCAAAUCGUAUGCUGCUCCCGCGAUCACUUACGCGGCCCCGGCUCCAGUGAUUAAGUCCUACGCUGCUCCGGCCAUCAGCUAUGCCCAUGCUGCUCCCGCCAUCAGCUACGCCGCUCCCACGGUGGUCAAGUCCUAUGCGGCUCCCGUGGCGGUGAAGGUGGCGGCUCCGGCCACCAGCUACUCGCACUUCAGCUCGGUCGUUUCCCACGCCACGCCCGUUGUCAAGUCCUACGCUGCGCCGGCCAUCGCCUACGCCGCUCCAGCUCCUGUGAUCAAAUCCUACGCAGCUCCGGCCAUCAGCUACGCCCACGCCGCCCCAGCCAUCAGCUACGCUGCCCCCACGGUGGUCAAGUCCUACGCGGCUCCAGCCAUCAGCUACGCAGCUCCGACCCUGCUGAAGUCCUACGCUGCUCCGGCCCUGUCCCUGGGUGGCUACGACGACCACGGCUACGGCUACCACUAA
This is a messenger RNA of Drosophila biarmipes, 1005 nucleotides long. Its product is annotated as angiomotin. The record is from RefSeq and is a predicted model, not a curated record. NCBI's taxonomy places the organism in Eukaryota, Metazoa, Arthropoda, Insecta, Diptera, Drosophilidae. Gene Ontology annotation, cellular component: RNA polymerase II transcription regulator complex. Gene Ontology annotation, biological process: positive regulation of transcription by RNA polymerase II. Gene Ontology annotation, molecular function: transcription coactivator activity. The transcript has 4 exons.